GCAGCGGAAUUUUUAUUUAAUAUUUCAUUUUCCUAUUAAAGCUGGAUUCGUGUUAGGGAAGCUUUUCAUGUUAUUUCAGAGUAUUAAAUGUACGCGUAACUCAUAACUGAAAAGAGAAAUAUUACAGGUUUUAUUUAUGCUAAAUAAAUUAAAUACUUACUAUUUUGGUAUAAGUAAAUUGUUUAAAUGAACAAUUUUAUAUAUUCAAGGAAUAGGGGAUAAAAUUAAACCAGCUUCCAGUCAUAUUCUAAGAUAGCAGCUGCAGAUUUUAUACCACAAUGGACGAGUCAUUAAGGCAUAACAACCCGACUCCUAGGUUGCGAGCGAACUUCCUUUCAAAAUUGCUUUACUGGUGGAUGAACCCUAUCUUUAAAAUAGGUAAUAAAAGAAGGUUAGAAGAAGAUGAUAUGUACAAUGUCACUCGCGACGAAGAAUCAAAAUACCUGGGAGAUGAACUGGAAAGAGAAUGGCAAAAGGAAACGCAAAAAUACCAAGAUUCCGGAAAGAACCCUAGCCUAAUCAAACCAUUGUUUAGGAUAUUUGGAUAUACUUAUAUCCUGUAUGGAAUUCUGCUCCUUUUUGAGGAAGCCACGAUAAUUAUUCAGCCAAUACUGCUCAGUGGACUGAUACGAUAUUUUACGACAGACUCGCCUGUGUCCAAAGCAGAAAGUUAUAUGUAUGCUGGAGGUGUUGGGUUUUGUGCUUUUAUUCAGGCUUUCACACAUCAUCCCUAUUACCAUGGCGUUCAGAUGAUAGCAGUGAGGAUGAAAAUAGCAUGUUCCUCGCUUAUUUACAAAAAGUCGCUGAGGUUAAGCAGUGAAGGUCGCAGACAGACAACUACAGGACAGAUUGUCAAUCUUCUUUCAAAUGACGUUACAACUUUCAAUCAGCUGAUGACGAUGUUACAUUUUGUCUGGAUCGGCCCAGGUGAGGUCAUUAUAGUCUUGGUAAUAUUAUGGCUUCAAAUAGGUCCACCGGCGGUAGCUGGAUUUCUGGUGGUAUUUUUGAUGGCUCCUCCUUUACAGUUGAUUGGAAAGCUGAUAUCGAAGUACAGGUUCGUUUUUGUGUUAUAUAACUUGAUAGAAAGUUUCUAUUACACCGAGCUUGCUUUACUUGUACGAUGUUUAGUGAUGUAA
Molecule: messenger RNA, 1136 nt
Organism: Mercenaria mercenaria
Lineage: Eukaryota; Metazoa; Mollusca; Bivalvia; Venerida; Veneridae
Product: ATP-binding cassette sub-family C member 4-like
Exons: 7
Coding region: 279-1136 (285 amino acids)
Biological process (GO): transmembrane transport
Cellular component (GO): plasma membrane
Molecular function (GO): ATP binding; ABC-type transporter activity
Source: RefSeq, a predicted model, not a curated record